Molecule: messenger RNA, 1573 nt
Organism: Tigriopus californicus
Lineage: Eukaryota; Metazoa; Arthropoda; Copepoda; Harpacticoida; Harpacticidae
Exons: 2
Coding region: 120-1097 (325 amino acids)
Cellular component (GO): membrane
Source: RefSeq, a predicted model, not a curated record
AUUGGUAAAAACACUUUGUCGUGGACCAUCCAUCCAGAAGGAUUAUUGCCGCAUCCAGAAGAAGAAUGCAGCUGGUGCUAAAAGGAUCCUUUUAAAACAAAGUCAAUCUCAUUGGGAACAUGAUGCAACGACAACAAACCCGUAGUGAUCCGGAGGGAAAGUGCGGAUUCUGCCGAGGAAACGACACUUGUUUCUUAUUAAAAGAGGGUGAAAACUUCGAGAAUUAUCUGCGGAGGAAUCAAGUGAGGGCUAUUGCUCCGGAUCGCUGCCGUCUGGCUUGGCAUGGCCUACUCUGUCUAUUAACUAGCCUUUCCAUGGGAUUUACUUUUUACAUGAGCUCGGAAAAGAGCAAAUACUUCAUAUUCUUGACCAACUGGGGACAAAUCCUGGCCUUCAUCACCUAUGCACUUCAGUUCUACUUGACGUUCACUUACCGGGGUCAACGCAAAUCGAGCUUCCUCAACAAACGGAUGAAAACGCUCUGGUUCUUUCUCAAUAGCAACGCGGCUGUCAGUCAUCUUGUGGCAUUAUUCUAUUGGUUUUUCAUCGUGCCCAAUUUACCCAAUCAAACCCACCCGACCGAAUUUGCCUUGGGAGCUUCUCCGGAAGACGAUUAUUUGACUGGCUUUCAAAUCGGACAGAUAUGGCUGGACCGUCUUCUAGGCCACGGUUUGAUCCCGUUUCUGGUUUGGGUGGACCUUUUGCUCUUUUCCACCCGACCUUGGCGCUACCGCCAGUGUUGGACACCAGUGUUAUUUGGAAUGUCAUGGGUCCUAUUUUCCUACAUAUACUACUUGUUGGGAGGAACUGGUUACCUCAAACACGUUCAUCCCGGAGACGAAAAGGCAGUGGCUAAUGGAGGACACCACUUUAUCUACGAGAUGGUCAAUUGGGAGGAACCUCAAACGCUGGGCGUGGUCUUGAUAAUUGGUGCUCUGGUGGGGGUUUCCCACCUUAUUCUGUGUUCUGCGGCUUGGGCAGUGAAUAAGUGUCUCCGUUCACCUAUGGACGAAAACGCAUCUCAAAAUAAUGACGGGUUGGAGAAUGAGGAGAUGAAUCUUAUGAUUGACGGCAAGCGUCCAAUAAUCAUUGUGUAAUACGAAGCCAAACAUUUGAAAAGACAAGCAUUCCCUUAGGUGCGACCAACCAAGACAUAUUCUCUAUUUCUACGUCAUAAAUGACCAAUAAAUCAAAGUGAAAUCCUCAAACCCUUGUGCUCUUUGGUUACGUUAUCAAAGCUUGUGUUCAACUCCAAGCGUUGACUUCGUUUAAAAGAACAUGUUCAAGUCGUAGAUUGACACGCUAAUAUUUGUAGACUCUUGCCUCCUCACUUCCAAAAGAAAGACAACGAAGAAGUAGUGAAUUGCUAAAAAAGGACACAGACCUAACCGCUUAAGCAAAGGUAUCAUUUCGAAGGACAUGGGGAAACUACCGGUCUGCAGCAGAAAUCAUGUUUGAAUCUAACUAAGGUGCGAGUACUAUUCCCUAUUCUGUGGCCAAGAGUGUCCAUGACAAGAUGUGUGCGCUCCCAAUGAAAAACUGAGCGGUACCCAAAACGGGUUUUUACAGAGAA